CGUCCGGCAACACUGAUGCUCUCCAUAUAAACGAGAGAGAGUAGAGUAGAGUAGAGUAGAACACUGAUGCUCGUCCGGACGACGUUCUUGUAUUUGUCUAGUCGACGUUCUCGUUAUUUUUAAGCCUUUGAAAGUGUACGAAAGGAAAGAAAAGAAAAUGAAUCGAAAUAAAAGAAUCAUUUUACACAUGGACGAACCAAAAGACAAAAAAAGAGAUUGGAGAAAAUCGAAACAAUUAGAGGAGGAAAGAAAAUUAGGAACAGCUCCAGCUGCUGUCGAUGAAGAAGGAAGAGAAAUCAAUCCGCACAUUCCUCAAUAUAUAGCAACUGCUCCUUGGUACUUUGGUUCUUCCUGUCCCACUCUGAAACAUCAACGACCUCAGCCAGAAAGACGACAAAGUUAUACCAAGAUCGAAGAACAUUUUGUUAGAGGACUAAAGGCAAAGACAGCCACCAAAUACAGAAAAGGAGCUUGUGAAAACUGUGGUGCUUUAACUCAUACAAAGAAAAACUGUUUUGAGGUAUUAACUUUAUUUAUUGAAUUAUUAAAUGAAACUAAUGUAUAAUAAUUAUGCAAUAACAAUAGUUUUCUCACUAGUCAUCACUUUGUCAAGAUGAGUGGACUUGAUAGUUCCAAUAACCCGUAAUGAUACCAGCAAGAGUGCAUCACAGACAAAAUAAUCCA
Messenger RNA from Centruroides sculpturatus (bark scorpion), 684 nucleotides. Its product is annotated as pre-mRNA-splicing factor SLU7-like. Gene Ontology annotation, cellular component: spliceosomal complex. Lineage: Eukaryota; Metazoa; Arthropoda; Arachnida; Scorpiones; Buthidae. Bases 158 to 565 code for a protein of 135 amino acids. The transcript is spliced from 4 exons. The record is from RefSeq and is a predicted model, not a curated record. Gene Ontology annotation, biological process: mRNA splicing, via spliceosome. Gene Ontology annotation, molecular function: pre-mRNA 3'-splice site binding.